CAAAAAAAAGGGGUACGGCAUUUUCUCUGCAAUUUUUGGGCGCAAUGAGGAAAGGGUUAACGGCGACUAUGAGAAAGCACAACUCCAUCAAAUCAAUAUUUGGAGCCGGAAAGAAACCCAAAAUAUCAGAUUGUGAUAAACCUCUUGAAAAUCCCAUCCCUCAGCUAUCGGCCAUUGCCAAUUCAGUGGUUUCUCGUUGUUCCAGGAUUCUUCUUCUCUCACCUGAACAACUGCAGCAACAAUUUGAGACUAAGAUUUCCGAUAAUGUCAAGAAACCUUCUUCUUAUGCUCGGAAUCUUUUAGAAUUUUGCUCCUACAGAGCACUAGGUGUACUGACUCAAUGUCCAGAUCACUUAUGUGAUAAGGAUUUCAGGCGCUUGACAUUUGAUAUGAUGCUUGCUUGGGAAGACCCUGCUAUUGGCAGUGAAUCUUUAAUCAAAGAGGCUCCACCUCGGAAGUUCCCAAGUGAUGAUGAAGAUGUGGGAUCUUUAUUUUAUUUGAAUUCCAUUAGCAUGGCAGUUCAGGUAGACAAAAAGAAAACUGUUGGGCCAGAGGCUUUCUCACGAAUUGCUCCUGCUUGUCCAGCUGUGGCAGAUAUAAUCACUGUUCACAAUCUUUUCGAUGCACUGACGAGUUCUUCCAGGGGACAACUCCAUUUUCUUGUAUAUGACAAAUACCUUGGAAGCCUUGACAAAGCAAUUAAAUAUGCAAAGAGCUUAUCAGGGCCUCCAUUGGCUUCGAGCCUUCCACUUGAAGAGGGAGAAAUCAUCCUAGAUGUUGAUGGCAAUGUUCCUAUUCAACCAGUAUUUCAACACAUAGGAAUAUCUGCAUGGCCUGGGCGCUUAACAUUGACUAAUCGCGCUUUAUACUUUGAGUCAUUGGGAGUAGGCUUAUAUGAUAAACCUGUUAAAUAUGACUUAUCAGAAGACUUGAAACAAGUGGUAAAGCCUGAUUUGACUGGACCAUUGGGUGCACGGCUCUUUGACAAGGCUGUGAUAUAUAAGUCAACAUCUGUAACAGAGCCCGUUUUGAUGGAAUUCCCUGAAUUUAAAGGUCAUUCACGACGUGACUACUGGUUGGAAAUUAUUCGAGAGGUAUUGCAUGUGAAUAGAUUUAUAAGGAAGUUCCAUCUUGAAGAUAUUCCACAUGCAGAGGCACUCUCAAAGGCAAUAUUAGGCAUUUUUCGCUUUCGUGCAGUGAAGGAAGCUUUCCAUAUCUGGCCAUCCAGUUUCAAAACACCUCUUACUUUCAACUUAGCUGAAAAACUUCCACGAGGGGAUAAAAUUUUGGAAGCCCUAUCAAAUCUCCUGGAGCUGCUUAGUACUGGAAGAUCUGAUGAUAAGAUGGAAACAUUAGAGAAUGCCACAAAGCAUUCGUCUGGUUCAUAUAAGGCAUCAUCUUUGUCAACACUGGCAAAACUUGGCUUUACACUAAUUAAGGAGAUAGAUACUUUUGAAAAGGCACCAUUUUUGGAUGGAAACAUCAUUGUUGGUGAGACUGAUACUCUUGAAUUGGCAGUGAGAAAGUCAAAAUAUGACCUAGGAAGAGCUCAGGCAGCACAUGAAACUGUAAACCAAGUGAAAGUGGAGGGGAUCGAUACUAAUUUGGCCGUAAUGAUGGAAUUACUUUUCCCUGUGACUGAAUCAGCAAAACAGAUCCACUUCUUGGUCUCAUGGGAAGACACCUUCAAGUCCACUGUGUUUCUGGUCAUAUUCUGUUAUGCCAUCUUCUGGGGCUGGAUAAAGUACUUCAUGCCUUGCAUUUUCCUUAUCCUUGCUAGUCUAAUGCUUUGGCAUAAGUAUCGGAACAAAGGGAAGCAAUUGGAAGCUUUCAAGGUUACACCUCCUCCUGCUCGGAACCCUGUAGAACAGCUUCUAUUGUUGCAGGACACUAUUUCUCAAUUUGAAGCUCUUGUCCAAGAAGGGAACAUCGUGCUCCUCAAAUUAAGAGCUCUCUUAUUCAUUGUUUAAUUGUAGGCGACAGACGAGGCUGCUCUUGUGUUGAUCAUCCUGACGAUGGUGUUUAUGUUGGUGCCCCUGAAUUCUAUCAUUAUGCUGGUAUUUCUUGAGGUUUAUACAAGAGAAAUGCCUCGGAGGAAGGCAAGCAGUGAGAAGCUGAUCCGAAGAUUGAAGGAAUGGUGGGUUAGAAUACCUGCUGCUCCUGUUCAGCUUAUUAAGCCUGAGGACGACAAGAAAAAGGAGUAACAAACUCUUGGACAACAUCCUUCACCAGUGAUCCUACAAAUCUCUCUCUCUCACCUUUUGUGUAUGCAUAUCUUAUUUUUUACCAUCAUUGCUUCUUGUAUAUCAUUGAGUUAUUGCAGCGAGUAUUAGGUUAUCAGAUUUUGGCAGUUAUAUCAGAAUUCUAAAUCCUUCCCAGAAAGCAGCUCAACUGAGAUCUCUGAGUUUUUAAAUACAGAGCGCACGCGGACUUCUCAUAAAUGCCAAAUGGAAACAAGGGAACCAAUCAUCAAAUACGAAUGACACAAGGGUGUCGUGGUACACAGGAGCUGCAGCCAAACUGCUCCCAUGGCUCUUCUUCCCACUAAUCCCAUGGCGAUGGCAAAGCAGAGUCCCAUGGCUUCCUUCUCCUUAAAGCGCCUGAGGAGGCCAGAGUCAAGGGUCCUAAGAGUUAAAGCUUUCCUCAAUCCUCUUGAAGAUCCUGUAGUCAAGGAAGCUCUCAAGCUUAUUUCAUAUACAAGAAAAUUGUGAUUUGCAUCUAAGUCCUAAGAAUUAAACAGUCCUUGGAUGUCCUUUGCUUGGGGCCAAUGCAUGCAUAUUCAGAAAUCAGAUUGGUCAUUGAAAUGUGCUGUAGAUUCUGAGAUUGAAGGUCACCAGUUGGUGCAAAAGUUGAACUCUGAGCAUGUUUGGUUUCAAACUGAGUUUUACUCCUUAGCAGUUAGGGAAACAGAUAGUACCAUAUACACAUGCUAGGCGUGGUAUAUUUUCCCGUGGGCAAAUCUAUCUACGGAGAGACAAAGAGAUUAGUGGGCAAUUCCUUGUUGCAAAACCUAUUUCCAUUCAAGAAAAACCAGAGAUCAGUGGGCAAUAUCUUGUUGCAAGACCUAUUUCGAUUCAAGAAAAACCAGAGAGAAAGAGAGAGUAGUGGGCAAUCCUGCCAAUUUAAGAAGGAAGAGAGAGAGAGAGAGAGAGAGUUGUGGCAAUUCUUCCUUGUAAAGCAUCUUAUCAUAGGUAAAACCGUCAAGCUCACAAAAGACUAGCCAUGAGAGGAGUGAUUAUUUAUACAUCCAUAAUCAGAAGAAGAUAAUUUUA
Messenger RNA from Amborella trichopoda, 3272 nucleotides. Lineage: Eukaryota; Viridiplantae; Streptophyta; Magnoliopsida; Amborellales; Amborellaceae. The record is from RefSeq and is a predicted model, not a curated record.